AUGGCUGCGGGGCAACUGACGGCACGACUGAGAUAUCUUCAAGAGACAGCGCACGCGCUUGCGUUGACUUCCCCCGUCGUUUCGGCCCGUCUGCUCUCACAGUAUCAAGAUGUCGCCUUUCAUAACGAUCUCCGCCUGCCCGACUCACUCAAGAGGGAUUACUGUCAUGGAUGUGGCAAUAUCAUGAUCCCUGGACUCUCCUGUCAGUUGCAGGUUGAAAAUGCACAAGCUGCGAAAGAACGAUCGAACAGAAAAAGGCAACUAGCAAAAACAAAGGCCGCUCUCAACGCAGCAACGGAAGUCAAAUUAGAUGGCGAAGUUAAAGGUGUUUCGAAGGCACCCGCUACGAGCUCAGCUUCUCCACGACUUGAUCUGCCCACCCCGGCUCCAGUACCUUCUCCUACCGCCAAGGUAAUGAUAUAUGAUUGCCAUAGAUGUGGCCGCAAGACCCGUCUUCCUCUGCCCGCACCUAAACGGGCUCAGCGUCCUCGGAACGCCCCUGCGAAGAAGAUCAAUAGCUUUGCAAAUUUGUCACCCAUGCCGGAUGUUGCAUCCAGUGACUCGUCUUACGGCGUAUCAUCAACAGCUGAAGCUUCAACUUCGAACCCUACAUCGACAGCUAAUGCGAGCAGUAAGAAAAGAGCCAAGGCUCGAAAGCAGGGUGGCUUGCAGGCACUGCUGGCAAAGAAAAAGCAGGAAGAAUCUGCCUCGAAAUUUGGGGGGUUGGACCUCAUGGAUCUGAUGAAGAGUGCUUAA
Xylona heveae TC161 is the source of this 756-nucleotide messenger RNA. RefSeq names its product Rpr2-domain-containing protein. NCBI's taxonomy places the organism in Eukaryota, Fungi, Ascomycota, Xylonomycetes, Xylonales, Xylonaceae. Gene Ontology annotation, biological process: tRNA processing. The record is from RefSeq and is a predicted model, not a curated record. The transcript has a single exon. Gene Ontology annotation, cellular component: nucleolar ribonuclease P complex. Bases 1 to 756 code for a protein of 251 amino acids.